AUGGGAAAUACACUUUCGGGACGUGUGAAUGCGGUCAGCCCAUUGAUUAGCGCCGAAGAUGCGAGAAGUUAUGGUGAAUACUUUUGGGGAGUUGCUUUUUUUUGAAGGAAAAAUAUAGGGAAAAUGUAAAAAUAUGAUUUUAAAGGCACAUUACUCAUCUCAUAAUGAGAAAGUCUAUAAAAAUUGAAUUUUUCACAUUUCGACGCUGAAAAUGGUAAAAACUAAUGAUUCGAAGGCAUAAUGCGCCCCAUAAAAAAGUCAAUAUUUUGAACAUUUUACCGAAUUUAAAGGAACAUAAUGGGUUUCGCAACGACCCAUCUAAAAUAAUUUUUAAAAUUCCUAUUUUUUCCAGUCAGCGACGAAGAAUACAAACGACUUUGUCUCGCAUUCAAUCGCUUCAAAAAUGGCUGUAUAAAUUACGACGAAUUCUGUUAUCAUGUUUUGGGUGGCGCCCAAAUCCCCAAUGAUAAACGUCGUCUUCUUUUCAAUUUUUGUUCAAAUGGCGCCGAAAAUAUUACUUUUGAUAAUUUGUUAUCCGCCUUAGUUGGAUUAUGUCGAGUGGAAGAGGUUCAAACACGAUUCAUUGAGGAAUAUAAAGAAUUUUCGAGUUGGGGAUUGACACCGCCUAUUUUGACGAUUCCCUUGAAUGAUUCUUAUAUUUCAUUUUAUGAAGUUAUGUCAUAUGUGACACAUUGUGAGUUGUCUUUUUUGAAAUAGUGAAAUAUAUUUUCGAACGGUUUUUGAUCAUGAAUAUGAGUUAUGAUUUGGAAAAGUUUUACAAGCUACUAGUAAACUUUGCCACGUCAUAACUCAUAUUGUAUGAGUCAUGUCAAAGGUUAAUUAAUUACUCCCAACCAUCAAAAUAUAUAUUUCCAGUAUCUGUCAGCGAAGUGAUUGAACUCGAAAAAGUGUUUGCAACAAUAAGCGAUCGAGUUGUGUGCAAAUUAACACAAGAAAAAUGGAAAAGUGCACUUGGAUCUUGUUUUCCCGACGAUUUUUCUGAUCGAUUAUUUGCGAUUUUUGACGAAAAUCAGGAUGGAUUGAUUGAUUUUCGGGAAUUGGUUUGUACAUUAUCGGCACUUUGUAGAGGACCGUUGCCUGGAAGAAUUAGUCGUGAGUUUCGAAAAAUACUCGAAAAUUGUCAUUUUCAACUAAAAAUUAUAAAUUCCGAAAAUCAAAUGAAUUCUAGAAUUGGUGAUUUCUGUUCAAAAAAACCCGAGAAUUUUAAAUCAGAACCGAGAGUCAUGUCAACAGAAAAUCCAAUUUUUAUAAUUUAAAUUCCAAAUUUGUUCGUCUGAAAUAUUCUGUGAAUCUCCCUAAAAUCACGAAUUUUCCUCGAAGAAAGAAAUUCGCGUUUUUUUUCCAGAACUUGCUCGAAUUUGGGACAUUGACGGCGAUAAACUUUUAUCCGAAGACGAAUUAUCAAAAAUGUAUUCGGAUCUAAAAGUUCCCGAAUGCCAUCAGAAUGUCACCAAAUCCCAAAACAAUCACGCAACUCUUAUCGAUUUCGGAAUUUGGGCCCAAGAAUCGCAACAAAAUCACAAUUUCUAUAUUGAGAAAUAUUAUAUAAUGGCUCUCGAAAUCGGUCAUAUUUGUUUGGGAUUACGGCCUGAAAAUCGAAAAUUGGAACUGAAAAUUGUGAGCGAAUUUGAGAAGAGAGCUGCAGAUUUGGCACUUUUUGAGUGGAAUAUUGUGGCUGCCACGUGGCAUUCGGAAUUUUUGACGAGUUUGGAAAUGGAAAAAUCACCGAUGCCUAUUGAUAAUUCAAAUAUUCGUGGAAAUCGAGAUGAUAGUUGGACUAAUAAGGUAGAGAUUUUGUGAAUUUUUGAUGGGAAGAUGAUAGAAAAUGAUAUUUUUAAGAAAAAAAUUGUGAAAAUUCACAAAAUCUUUAAACGUGAAUAUUAAUUUUUCACGUGACCUAUCUGAUAGCGUGGCAAAUUUUUAUUUAAAAAAAAACAAAAUCCCCCUCCCCUUAUUUUCUUUUUUAUUUUGAGAACAAAAAUGUGAGUUUUUGGGCUUUUUUUGAUGAUCAAAAAAGUAUUGGAAAAUCCCACAUUUUCCAAAAAAUCCCCAAUUUUUUCUAGGUUGCCUGUAUUUCUCUCGAAUCCGCCCGUCUGCGCUCUGAUCUUCAACCUUCCGAUUUCAUCAAAAUCCCAGUUCCACUUUGGCGAGCACUUUUAAGAUGGCAUGGUUCAGCACUGACAGUUGACUCGCAAUUCACUCGCAAAUAUUUAUCAGCCGAAUUUUUCGAUGAUAAUAAUUCAGGUCUCGAAUUAUACCCACUCGAAAUUCUUCUAAUGGGACACGAUAAACGAAAAAGUAUUGGUGGAGAAAUUGGCGGAGAAUCGAUGCCGCCACGCAAUUUAACAUCUUGGGCUUGUGCACAAGUUUCGAGAAGUAUGACUGUUGAAGAAUUGUUGGUUUUAUGUAAAAAUGAGUUGAGAUUGGGAGAUGGAGAAGCGAGAUUGUGGUUUUUAUUGAAGGUGGGACCAUUUUUCAAAUUAAAACAAAAAUUAUUAAAUCUUGACUAGAAAAUGAAAACUUUUCAGAAAAAGAUUCAAUAAAUCUGAAGUGGUGAGAACACUUGAUUUCUUAUAUGAAAAUCACUGAAAAUUUCAAAUUUUUGAUCUAAAAACCGUUAAAAUUGGUAUUUUCUAGUUCAAAAAACAUUUGGAACUUCAAUUUUCCCACCUUACAAAUCUCUUAUUUUUCCAGGAACAUGAAGAUAGUAGUAGUGUUCUUCUCGAUGAUUCUUCUCAAAAUCUUCAUCAAAUUCUCGCCUCAAAUUCCUCCUCAAAAAAACCCAACAAAAUGCGUCUCCUAUUAGAAGUCCGUGAAAAAGGAACUGGAAUUUGGCCGGAAGAAUUGAGAGCAAGUUUAAGCGGAAAGCAAAUCAAAUUAUCGUCGGAAAAUAAUAACACAAAUAUGAGUGGAAGACCGGGAGCUGUUGGUUUGGUGAAUUAUGGCAAUUUUUGUUAUCGAAAUGCCGCUAUUCAGGUGGGAAAAUUAUGAAGAAUUAGCGGUUUUGAGCCAAAAUUGAUGGAAAAAGGCAUUUUUUGAGCUAAUUUCAAAAAAAAAUUAAUUUUGCCUGAAUUUUCAGUCAAAAUUUUCAACAUAAAUUUCUAUUUGAAAAUUCCCGUUCCCUUCUAAAAAAAAUGCCCGAUUGUUUUCAGUGUUUGGCUCGAGUUUCACCCUUGACUCAAUAUUUCUUAGAAGAUCGAAAUUUGGAGGAAAUCUCGAAAAAUCGACGAAUUUCAGCGAAUGAAACCACUUUGGAAUAUGCAAAAUUGUUGAGAGAAAUGUGGGCGGCGAAAAAGAAAAAUAUUGCACCAAAUGAUUUUAAUGUAAGUUGUUUUUAGUUCAAAGAAACCUCAAAAUAUUCGAUUUCUAGGAUGCAAUUCGUAUGAAUAGUGAUUUAUUUGAAUGCAAUGAACAACAUGAUUGUCAAGAAUUUGUCGCAUUUUUAUUGGAUCAAUUACACACUUCAAUAUCUGAAACAACACCGAAAAAUGAGAAAAAUUCAGAGAAAUCGAUAGAAAUUAAGGAAAAUGAUGAGGAAAAAGCGAAAAGAGUGGGUUUUUGAGGGAUUUAAGAAGUGAAAUUCGAUAUUUUCUGAAAAUGGACUGAAAAUUGUAGAAAAUCGUGAUUUUCAGACAUUUUCAAGCCGAUAAUUCCUUGAAAUUUAAAUUUUGAUCUAAAAAUAUCUUUAUUUUUACAGUCUUGGUCCGAAUACGAACAACAGAAUAAAUCACUAGUUACAAAUUUAUUUGCUGGUCAACUUCGAAGUCGAUUAAUUUGCAGAAGUUGCAAUGAAUCUAGCAGUGUUUUUGAAGCUUUUACCUCGAUUUCGUUGCCAAUUGGAUUUGAGGAUGUCGAUUUGUAUCAAGUUAUUGGUGAAUUUUUUUAAUUUUUGGAGAAAAGUCGAAUUUCUGACAAUUUUUUUUGCAGUUGUUCAUCGAGAUGGUCGAAUUCCACGUCGAUAUGGUUUUCGACUUUCGCGUGAUUCGAAAAUCAAACAUUUGCGAGAUGUUGUCGCUGAAAGCACUCAAAUUGAUCGACAUCGAAUAACUAUUCAAUGUAUGUCGAGUAAAGGAACACUUAUGGUAAGUUUUAGUCGAUUUUUAUUGAAAUUUUGAUAUUAGAAGGAAGUUUUUGAGCUAAUAAUGGAUAUUGGUAAUAUGGAAAAUUUGCUGUUUCAAAAUUUUUUGUUAAAUAUUUUCAUGUAGUGUAUUUAAUUUUUCAGAGCAAAUCAGAUGAUGAAAAAAAUCAAGUUUGCGACGAUGUUCCACUCACAGCUUUUCCAUCUGGCGCACGACUUUAUGCUCUCGAAUUACCCCCAAAUUCGUCUGAAAAUGAUGGUGCCACGUGGCGUGUUGGAAUGCAUCGAAAAUUACAAUAUAAUCACGAACCGUAUAUUCUUGGAUCAACUGCUGGUUUUAUUGUUUCGAGAUUUGGAUUACCGCUGAUUAUUGAAGUAAGAAAUGGAAUGAACGGAAAAGAAUUGUAUGAAGAUGUUAUGUAUCAAAUGCAUCGAUUUAUGGAACAUUCAGUUAAUUCGUUUUCGAGCAGAGCACAUGAUCCGUGGGUUGUUUUUGAGAUAAGAGUUGAGACAAAUUUAGUGAUUUUAAGCUUAGAAACUCAAGAGCCUUUAGAGUUGUAAAAACUACUUCAAAUAUAUAAUAUUUUAGCGUCCAAAGUUUGAAAUUUGAUUUUAAAAAAUUUUCUAUGAAAUUCCAAGAAAGUGAGAAAAAUGAUAUUUUCCGUAAUUGUAUUUUUUUGCAGAUGUGAAGAUGAUGCAUCCGGUUACCCAUUCACUCUUUGUUUAGUCGAUGAUAAUUAUGAAUGGUGUGGACAAUGUCCAGCUCUUCGAUUCUGUCGUGGUUGCCCAAUUCGACCUGAUUCCUCUUCAAAUAUUCCAUUCAUUCCUCCAAAUUGUCCAAUUUCAAUUGAUUGGCUACCAAUUGCAUUAUAUUUGAGAUAUAAUCAUUCGCAAGAACAAGCUUGUGAAGAUGAUUUUUCGGUUGCCGAAACUUGGUCACGACAUUUUGCACCCUCUUCAUUAGAACAUUGUUUGGAGAAAUUCUCGUGUCCUGAAACACUUGAUGCUGCAAUUCAAUGUGAUAAAUGUGAAAGGAAAACGAUGAGGGAUAAAGUUAUGACAAUUUGGAAAUUGCCCAAAUAUUUGGUGAGUAUUCUGGAGUUUUGGAAGAAAAUUUGAAGAUUUUCAACUUGAUAAAUGGGAAAAUUAUGAAAAAUACGAUUCUCAAAAUUCUUGAAUAACUCAUUUUUUAAGUCGGCGUUUUUACCCAUAUUCCACUUAAAAUCUCGAUAAAUGUUGCAGAUAAUUCACCUGAAACGCUUCGAAUUUUUGCGCGAACAAGGUCGAAUGGGAAAAUGCAAACGAACUGUGAAUUUUCCAUUGAAACACUUUGAUCCAACUCCAUUUGUUGAUCAACCCGAUGGACAUACUUAUGAAUGUAUUGCGUUGGCUGUGAGUUUUUUAAAGUCACAUGGAAUUUUUGGCGCAAAAACUUGACAUUUUGAGAAAUUUCCAAGAGUCUUUGAAAUUGCCACGUUUAUUGUUCUACUACAAAAUAUUAAAUUUUCAAGAAAUAAUGAAAAUAUUGAUUUUUUUGCACCGAAGUUUUUUAGCUCAACAUUUUCCUAAUUUUUGAUUCUCAAAAAGAGUCCAGCAAGUUCAUUUUUUAUUCGAAAAUUGGAAUUGGUUGCCAAAAUUUUAGAAAAGAAUCUAUUAUCCCGUUUCCUUACAGAAUCACUACGGACAAUUAUCAUCUGGUCAUUUUAUUGCUUACGCAAAAUCCAACGAGGAUAAAUGGCUUCUUUUAAAUGAUUGCUCAGUUCGUGAAGUAACAGAAGAAGAAGUUGAUAAACAAGGCGCUUAUUUAUUAUUUUAUGAAAGAAAAGAUGUUAAUUAA
Caenorhabditis angaria is the source of this 5936-nucleotide messenger RNA. The record is from the annotation of a GenBank genome assembly. NCBI's taxonomy places the organism in Eukaryota, Metazoa, Nematoda, Chromadorea, Rhabditida, Rhabditidae.